Messenger RNA from Gymnodraco acuticeps, 4996 nucleotides. RefSeq names its product bone morphogenetic protein/retinoic acid inducible neural-specific 2 (gene brinp2). The coding region runs from base 919 to 3363 and encodes 814 amino acids. Lineage: Eukaryota; Metazoa; Chordata; Actinopteri; Perciformes; Bathydraconidae. The transcript is spliced from 9 exons. The record is from RefSeq and is a predicted model, not a curated record. Gene Ontology annotation, biological process: negative regulation of mitotic cell cycle; positive regulation of neuron differentiation.
GGAGAGAGAAAGCGAAGGGAGAGGGGAGAGGAGAGCGGAACGCGCGGGUGAAAAGAGACGCUUCCCUGAGCUACUUUGGAGAACCAACGUCAGGCUUGACACUGAGUGAUGACCGUGGAGAGACGGGAAUAAAAACGCGGAAUAAAACACACACCGAGAGAGGGAGGAGGGGGAAGAGCUCGUAGAUACCUGCGCGUCUCCGAUCCGGCCGCAGGUGCGCUACAAUCCCUGCGAAGGGAGAGUUAUUUUGUCCGGAGCUGGAAGUGAGAUAACAAGACAUCUCCCAGGUAUAAUUUCUCCGGUCUCAUCUGUGUUUCAGUCACUCUGAAAGCAAACUUUCUUAGCUUUUUCCACACGUCUGCAUCCACAUUGUAACUGGUGGACACUUAGACUGUUUCCAAACGCGGAUUACACUGGACAGCAUUAGAAAAGGAGAAUUCCUCUAAACUUCUGUCUUGUUGUUUGGCGAAACGGAGUCUUCUCAUCCUAUCCGUGUUUCUUUUUAAUGCUGAUGAAGAGGACAAUGCCUGGAUUAUUAACACCGCUGCCUAACCUGCCCCGGGGAGGAGGGGAAGAGUGAAGGAAGCAGAGAGAAGAAGAAGCAGAGGAGAAGAAAGAAGAAGAAGAAGAAGAAGAAGAAGAAGAAGAAGAAGAAGAAGAAGAAGAAGAAGAAGAAGAAGAAGAAGAAGAAGAAGAAGAAGAAGAAGAAGAAGAAGAAGAAGUCGGUGGCGUUUGGCUGCCGUUCACUACUUCGAUUGUACCUUUGCCGCUCGUUUUCCCCAACCUAUUUUUACUGGAUACACGGACACACACCAAGAGACGCACGGGGAGGACCUGCGAUCACACCCUGGGCCAGUGGGAGGGGACUGUCUGAAGAAAUGCCGGUCUCAGGUGCCCUAGUACAUCACCACCUGGACCAUGGCAACUCCUUGGCCGAUGAGAAAAGAGAGGUGCUCCCAUGGCUCCGCCUGCCUUGCUAGAUGGUCGGCGUCCUCUUUGAUGCUCCUAUGGUUGCCCUGGGUGUUGCUAUGGACGCCGUGGUCCACCCGAGCUGAACAAGUGGGUGGCGCGGUACACGGUGGGAAGGUGUCACACAGUUCCUUGUCAUCAUCCUCGUCCGCAUCAUCGUCCUCGUCCCCGUCCGGCUCCUCGGCGCUGGGCUUCAACACGAGGCAGAGCGGGGGGCAGCUGGACUGGCUGCUGUCGGAGAAGGGACCUUUCCACAGAUGUCCAGAGUACACAGAGUUCAGAGAGAGGUUCCAGCAGGGAUUUUCUACCAGAUACAAGAUUUACAGGGAGUUCAGCCACUGGAAGGUGAACAGCCUGGCAACAGAGAAGAGAGAUUUCCUCAAAGCUCCGUUGCCCUUAGCGCCAGAGUUCCUGCGAAACCUGCGGUUACUGGGGCGACGGCCAACCCUGCAGCAAAUCAACGAAAACCUCAUCAAGAAGUACGGGACGCACUUCCUCGUCUCUGCUACCCUGGGAGGAGAGGAGUCCUUGACCAUUUUCCUGGACAAGCAGAAGCUGAAUAAGAAGUCGGAGGGUAGCAGCAACAGCUCAGUGGUGUCUCUAGAGCUGCUCCAUCAGCUGGCUGCUUCUUACUUCACAGAUCGAGAGAGCACCCUUAGGCGACUGCACCACCUCCAGAUUGCCACCUCUGCUAUAAAGGUAACUGAAACAAGGACGGGCCCUCUCGGCUGCAGUAACUACGACAGCUUGGAUUCAGUUAGCUCGGUGUUGGUGCACAGCCCGGAAAAUAAGAUCCACCUAAAGGGCUUGCAAGAUGUCCUGCCAGAGUUCCUGCGUGAGCGUUUUGUGGAGGCAGCCCUCAGCUAUGUGGCAUGCAACUCAGAGGGCGAGUUGCUCUGCCGCAACAACGACUGCUGGUGCCGCUGCUCGCCCCGCUUCCCAGAGUGCAACUGUCCCUUCGCUGACAUCAAGGUCAUGGAGGCGAACCUGGAGAAGAGCAAAGGGGCCUGGCAGGGCUUAAACCAAGAUUUCAUGGAUUCAGAUGAAUUCAAAGCCCUCAUGAAGCGCUUGCCCACUGACCGGUUUUUGAAUGUGUCCAUGAUUGCCAAGUCCUGGGUGGCUGACUUGUCUCUGCAGAAGCGCUACGCCCAGCUGGAGUCCAGCUCUGCCCUGGUUCUGAGUAAAGCCCAGAAGAUCGUCAGGAAACUGUUCACCCUGAGCAAACGCUGCCCAAAACAUCCUCGCAUCAGUCUGCCCAGAGAAAGGCCUGUUGGGUUUUGGUGGAACCGGGCUCAGUCCCUGCUCUACUGCAAUGAGCACGGCAUUCUGGGCUCGUUCUUUGAGGAAGUGAAGAGCUGCAUCUGCCCUGGGGAGCAGCCCACCUGCCAGGGAGUCGUCCCCUGCGUUGUGGGCACCUCCUCCACCUCCUGCUCCUCCUGUGCCACUGACAACACAACCCGUUGCGGAUCCUGUCACCACGGCAACCUCCUCCAUCUUGGUUCUUGCCGGCCGAGCAUCUCAGCAUCCCUGGACCACUAUCUGAACUUUGACCUGGACAUGCCUGAUGCUGAGGCGAAGCACCUCCUUCAGCGACUGGACAGCAAAAUUGAAGUCCAUGCCAUUUACAUCAGCAACGACGUUCGUCUGGGAAGUUGGUUCAAUCCUGCCUGGAGGAAGAGAAUGUUGCUGACACUAAAGAGUAACAAAAAUAAGUCAAAUCUUAUACACAUGCUGAUGGGCAUUUCAUUCCAGAUAUGUUUGACUAAGAAUUCAACACUGGAGCCCGUGCCUGCAAUUUAUGUCAAUCCUUAUGGGGGAAGUCACUCAGAGAGCUGGUUCAUGCCAGUCAACCAGCCUGACUUCCCUGACUGGGAGAGAACUCGAUUGGAUGCCGUCGCCACGGCACAGUGUUACAACUGGACGCUGUCUCUUGGCAACAAAUGGAAAUCCUUCUUUGAAACAGUGCACAUCUACCUGCGAAGCCGCAUACUCACAGAUGAUCCAACAGUGAAUGAAACUCUCUUCUAUGAGCCGUUGGACCUGGAUGACCAGACGUCCAACAUGGGGUAUAUGAAGAUCAACACGCUGAAAGUGUUUGGAUACAGCAUGCACUUUGACCCUGAAGGCAUCAAGGAUCUGAUUCUCCAGCUGGACUACCCCUACACGCAGGGUACGCAAGACGCUGCCUUUCAGAUGUUGUUGGAGAUGAGAAACCGGAUUAACCGGCUUUCUCCACCAGCACCGCAGCCACUGGACCUGUUUUCUUGUCUGUUGCGCCAUCGGCUGAAGCUGUCAGUUGGCGAGGUGGCUCGCAUCACGGACUCUCUGCAGAUGUUCAACUCCAAGCUCCCCAAUGCUUCACCUGAACCUGAACUGGCCCAACUCUGCAGCUAGCUAGCUUAGCACACAUCAGGUUCAGGAGUGAUGCUACCCAUACCAAGUGGAGUUGCUGCUUGACUGAGCAAGGGUGGUCCUUCUAAAUUAGCCUCUUGGACCCCAAUCCUCUGGAUUAACAGUACAUCCAACUGCAAAAGCCGACUGCUGGGCUUUUCUUUGGUUUCUCUUGGCUGAUGUUAUGUUCCGUCAUAUUUGUUAUCAGAAUUGCCAUCAGAGCACUUUGAUGAACAGUAGUCAUGUUGUGAGCUUUUGGAAAAACAGCUGAUAUCUGGACUCUCUUUUAGGAGCUCUGAAGUAGGAGCCUGGAGGCUUACCUUUGUUAUUACUGCCAUGCUUUUGGCUAACUGUACAACUGGAUGAAGUAAAGAGACUGUCUUACACCGACAGGUUGUUUGAUUCGGAACCUCAGAGAGCCGAUGUCAUUAAGCAUACCUAAGACAUCUGCCUUGCAAAGAUAAAGGCGGUUUUGAUAUGUAAAGAGGAACUCUUUGAUGGUCUUCAAAAAUGAGUAAAUGGAAGAGGAGAUAUCCCCUUUUCUAACCCUAUUUUAUUUGGCUAUAGAACAAUCUUAUGGGAAGGGAAAAUGGGAUAAUAUUAUAUAUGUGGUAAAUGAGUUGUUAUGUUAUGCUUAACAGUUUCAAAUUUGAUAAUCCUGAACCCUGUUACUGUCUUUGACUAUUUCUUUGUAAUCCCUGCCUCCAUUUUAUCUGGCAUUUGAAAACUUGUAAGUAUACUUAACAUCCGAGUGAGAAGCCUGUUAGUGAUGUUCUGUCCUUGGUGGUGUGUCUAUACCAAAAGAAGGUGAACACAUUGGCAAACUGAAUGGCAAAUAUCUUAAAUGUUGAGUUCUUUUUUUUUUAGCUGAAAUUCAUGAAAAAGUCUUCUGAUGUGCUAACAAAGAGCUCUGAGGAUAUAUCGCUGUAAAUAACGCUCCAUCUAACCCAAGGUGUGGACAAGUGCACAUUGCUUUUUAGAUAACUGAGUGCAAAGACCAAAAAAAUGUUUAUAACAAAACAAACUCAUGCCUUAUAUGGAGAGUCAAUGUUAAGAUAAGAAGCACAUUUCGUUUUUGUGUUUGAUUUCCCAGCGAAGGGUGUAUUGCUUUUUAUAUUUCAAUAUUUCUACCAAGACAGAACAACAGACACAUUCUCCAGAAUAGGUGGUAAUGUAUCUUUUCCAUGUAAAUGCCAGUCACACUUUCUGCAGUUACUUGUUUUGAUUUGGUGUUGUGAAGCUUUGAGUCACUAUUCACAGUGCACACCGCUAAUGUCAUACUGUAAUUGUUCUGCAAAAUCCUUCUAUCUCCAAUUAGACAAACUCUCAGUAACUGAUUGAACCUGGUGGAUUUCAUUAUGGUUUUAAAAGGUUUUCAAUGUUUUGGUUUAGUCUCAGGUCAAUUAAGCAUUUAAUUUUAAUUUUAAUGUGGGUCCAAUGUGAGCUGCCAGUUACCAAGGAGACUGGAGUUACAAGGUUUCUGCUCUUGAGAACUGAAAACUUACCAGGAUGAUACUUGAUAUGAUUCUACAUUUACUUCACUAACUUCUCACUGAAAGUCAUUAAACCUUGUAUGUCAUUUUCAGCAGUUCUUCUGUGCUCAGCUUGCUUAAGUAAAAACAAAGUGGUUUAUCUA